GAAGGUAGCUUUUGCCAUUCCUACCAUCUCGAUGGGAUCAGGGCACUUGAGGGCCCUGAGAGCCGGGCUGUCGAGGCCCCGCCCCGGCCCGCUCUUUGUGACGCGUGGGCGGCGCCCGCGUGCGCCCCGCCCCGCCCUGCCCCGCGCCUGCGGCUCUGUCUGCGGCUUGGCCCGUUAGAGGCGGCUUGGGUCCGCGGAACGCGGGCGGAUCUUCUGCGGCCAUGAGGAAGCCAGCCGCUGGCUUCCUUCCCUCACUCCUGAAGGUGCUGCUCCUGCCUCUGGCACCUGCCCCAGCCCAGGAUUCGACUCAGGCCUCCACUCCAGGCAGCCCUCUCUCUCCCACCGAAUACGAACGUUUCUUCGCACUGCUGACUCCAACCUGGAAGGCAGAGACUACCUGCCGUCUCCGUGCAACCCAUGGCUGCCGGAAUCCCACACUCGUCCAGCUGGACCAAUAUGAAAACCACGGCUUAGUGCCCGAUGGUGCUGUCUGCUCCAACCUCCCUUAUGCGUCCUGGUUUGAGUCUUUCUGCCAGUUUACUCAGUACCGUUGCUCCAACCAUAUCUACUAUGCCAAGAGAGUCCUGUGCUCCCAGCCAGUCUCUAUUCUCUCACCUAACACUCUCAAGGAGAUAGAAGCUCCAGCUGAAGUCUCGCCCACCACGAUGACCUCCCCCAUCUUACCCCACUUCACAGUGACAAAACAGCGCCAGGCCUUCCAGCCCUGGCCUGAGAGGCUUAGCAACAACGUGGAAGAGCUCCUGCAAUCGUCCUUGUCCCUGGGAGGCCAGGAGCAGGCGCCGGAGCACAAACUGAAGCAAGGAGUGGAGCACAGGCAGGAGCAAGGAGUGGAGCACCCGCAGGAGCCGAUGCAAGAACACAAGCAGGAAGAGGGGCAGAAACAAGAAGAGCAAGAAGAGGAACAGGAAGAGGAGGGAAAGCAGGAAGAAGGACAGGGGACUAAGGAGGGACUGGAGGCUGUGUCUCAGCUGCAGACAGACUCAGAGCCCAAGUUUCACUCUGAAUCUUUAUCUUCUAACCCUUCCUCCUUCACUCCCCGGGUACGAGAAGUAGAGUCUGCUCCUAUGAUGAUGGAGAGCGUCCAGGAGCUCAUUCGAUCAGCCCAGGAAAUGGAUGAAAUGAAUGAAAUAUAUGAUGAGAACUCCCACUGGAGAAACCAAAACCCUGGCAGCCUCCUGCAGCUGCCCCACACAGAGGCCUUGCUGGUGCUGUGCUAUUCGAUCGUGGAGAAUACCUGCAUCAUAACCCCCACAGCCAAGGCCUGGAAGUACAUGGAGGAGGAGAUCCUCGGUUUCGGGAAGUCGGUCUGUGACAGCCUUGGGCGGCGACACAUGUCUACCUGUGCCCUCUGUGACUUCUGCUCCCUGAAGCUGGAGCAGUGCCACUCAGAGGCCAGCCUGCAACGGCAACAAUGCGACACCUCCCACAAGACACCCUUUGUCAGCCCCUUGCUUGCCUCCCAGAGCCUGUCCAUCGGCAAUCAGGUAGGGUCCCCAGAAUCAGGCCGCUUUUACGGGCUGGAUUUGUACGGUGGGCUCCGCAUGGACUUCUGGUGUGCCCGGCUUGCCACGAAGGGCUGUGAAGAUAUUCGAGUCUCUGGGUGGCUCCGGACCGAGUUCCUUAGCUUCCAGGACGGGGAUUUCCCUACCAAGAUUUGUGACACAGACUACAUCCAGUACCCAAACUACUGUUCCUUCAAAAGCCAGCAAUGUCUGAUGAGAAACCGGAAUCGUAAGGUGUCCCGCAUGAGAUGUCUGCAGAAUGAGACUUACAGUGCGCUGAGCCCUGGCAAAAGUGAGGACGUUGUGCUUCGAUGGAGCCAGGAGUUCAGCACCUUGACUCUAGGCCAGUUCGGAUGAGCUGGCGUCAGUUCUGUCCGCACCCCAGCCCAACCUGCCUACAUUCUUUAUUGUUUUUAGACCCCAUUGCUUUCAGGCUGCCCCUUCUGGGUCUGUUACUCGGCCCCUACUCACCUGUCCUUGGGUCGGAGCAACAGUCCCAGAGAGGCCAUGGUGGGAGGCGCGCCCUCCUUAAAAGAUGACUUUACAUAAAGUGUUGAUCUUCA
Nomascus leucogenys (northern white-cheeked gibbon) is the source of this 2086-nucleotide messenger RNA. RefSeq names its product acrosin binding protein (gene ACRBP). The record is from RefSeq and is a predicted model, not a curated record. Gene Ontology annotation, cellular component: nucleus; acrosomal vesicle. NCBI's taxonomy places the organism in Eukaryota, Metazoa, Chordata, Mammalia, Primates, Hylobatidae. Gene Ontology annotation, molecular function: protein binding.